AUGGACUUAAGUUCACUUAUACGUGAAGAAAAACAAUUACGUUUAACACAAGAAAUAUUAUUUAAAGAAAUUGAAUUAGAACAAGAACUUGAACAAGAACAUUUAAAAAAUGCACAUGAACGUUACCUUAAACAUUUUAUACAACAAACAAUUGAAGAAAUCGCAUCACAAGAUCUUGAACGUUUUUAUAAAAUUUUAGAUCAAACAAUGAUGACAUAUCAUACACAAAAAAUGAAACAAUUAAAUAAAAUUAUACGUGAUCUUUGCAGAACAACAUAUCGUGGUACAGAUAUUGAGCGAUUGAAAUACGUUCAGAUGCUGAUGAUGAAAAUGCAACAAAAACACGUCGAACAUAAAAUUAUCGUGUUGUUAUGA
This is a messenger RNA of Rotaria sp. Silwood1, 375 nucleotides long. The record is from the annotation of a GenBank genome assembly. Lineage: Eukaryota; Metazoa; Rotifera; Eurotatoria; Philodinida; Philodinidae.